GUGAAUGUUGUCGAUUUGUUUAAGGAAUUAAGCAUAAAGCACACGGGUAUAGAACCAACCUCGGGCACCAACAUGCCUGCUACAUUUACUCAUAUAUCUAAUGGUUACGAUGCUCAAUACUACGGCUAUCUGUGGAGCGAGGUGUUUAGCGCUGACCUCUUCGAAUCCCGCUUUCGUAAUGCUCCUGAUAGGGGUUGCCUAAGUCCCACCGUCUGUAGGGAGUAUCGAGAGAAGAUUCUUGCACCCGGUGGUUCGCGUGAUGCUGCAGACAUGUUGCGCUAG
This is a messenger RNA of Protopolystoma xenopodis, 282 nucleotides long. The record is from the annotation of a GenBank genome assembly. Lineage: Eukaryota; Metazoa; Platyhelminthes; Monogenea; Polystomatidea; Polystomatidae.